CUCCCCAGAGCCAAGCCACAUGCACCCAGUAAUCACUCAAAUGGACCUAAUCCACUUUUGAUGAACUUGGUUAAUAGACUUCCUGCUGACAUUAUCAAAGGGAUCCAACUCUAUUCAUUACGUGCACACGACCCUCGCCACGCCCAUAGCAUCCUCACAAGCUCUGGCGUUUGUCAAUAAAUGCACCCCUCACACUCAAAACUUUAAGGGACGGGUCUAGAAAUUCAGUUACACGUCUGCACCGUUGAAUCUAUACCCUAUUCAGGACAAUGCCACGCCGCAAAAGUCUCUUUGUGCCAUUUAUCUCCAGAGACGCAGACACUGGUGCGGAUUUGAAAGUGCAAGCGCAUCGUAUAGACGGUCCACAUGGAGCUCUUGUGCAGACCAGUUGGAUAGAAGAGAGGGCAGAGCGCAGGGGCAAGUGUGACCCGUGCGCUAUUGUGGAGCUCAGAUUGCCAGGGCUCAGAUACAUUGAGCAGGACCGGAGCACCAUCGAUAGAGCGCAAAGGCGUCGCCGUAUGGCUGCAAACUCCCGCGAGAGGAGGAGGAUGCUCGGGCUCAAUGUCGCAUUCGACCGCCUCAGGAGCGUCAUCCCCAACCUGGAGAGCGACAAGAAGCUGUCCAAGUCAGAGACUCUUCAGAUGGCGCAGAUCUACAUCACGACGCUCAGCGAGUUGUUGCAGGACAGGCCCUGCGGCACGGAAUUCAGCACCACUGAACUUGAGAGCACCGAGCAAGUGCGCACGGCCCCAACUGGCAUGCCAACAGUGAACGAUACAGCAGAAGACUCAACUGUUGAGCUACCUGGGCCAGGAACAUACGAUACCGCAUGUAGAGACAGUGGGAAAGUGAUACGUGCGCCCUGCGAAGACCAGAAGACAGAGCUUAGAGGGUUUAUGAACCUGUGGGAGAGAACUAGUGGCACAAAAUAACUGGUUUUGUUUGUGCUUCGUAAUUGUUUAUUUUUUUUCCCAUAAAAAAAACAUGUUGAUUCGUGUUUGAUACCUUAUGUAGAUUAUUUGGCUCAAGUAAAAACACAUUAACAAUUUGG
Messenger RNA from Salmo salar (Atlantic salmon), 1051 nucleotides. Lineage: Eukaryota; Metazoa; Chordata; Actinopteri; Salmoniformes; Salmonidae. The record is from RefSeq and is a predicted model, not a curated record.